This is a messenger RNA of Aspergillus fischeri NRRL 181, 1326 nucleotides long. Its product is annotated as WD40 repeat domain-containing protein. Gene Ontology annotation, biological process: nuclear migration; establishment of mitotic spindle orientation; microtubule organizing center organization. The coding region runs from base 1 to 1326 and encodes 441 amino acids. Gene Ontology annotation, cellular component: kinetochore; cytoplasmic microtubule; microtubule associated complex. Lineage: Eukaryota; Fungi; Ascomycota; Eurotiomycetes; Eurotiales; Aspergillaceae. The record is from RefSeq and is a predicted model, not a curated record. The transcript has 3 exons. Gene Ontology annotation, molecular function: microtubule plus-end binding; dynein complex binding.
AUGAGCCAGCUACUCACGGCGCGGCAGGCAGAGGAGCUACACAAAUCCAUUAUCGCCUAUCUUGCCUCGGUGAACCUAACUGAGAGUUCUGCUGCUCUGCGAGCGGAGCUAGGCGAUUCGGUUUCAAUUGACGAUGCGACGCUGAAGAAGUAUGAGGGGCUAUUAGAGAAGAAAUGGACCAGCGUGGUCCGCUUGCAGAAGAAGAAUCAGGACCCUACAUCGUGGUUACCGCGAUCCCCUGCCCGCCAUAUACUCGAGGGCCACCGAGAACCUGUCACAUGUGUUGCGUUCCACCCAGUAUUUUCUUCCCUCGCAUCGGGCUCAGACGAUACGACGAUCAAGAUCUGGGAUUGGGAGCUCGGGGAACUAGAACGGACAGUCAAGGGGCACACCAAGGCGGUGCUAGACGUCGAUUAUGGUGGGCCCCGCGGCGGAACACUUCUGGCGUCCUGUUCAUCCGAUCUAACAAUCAAGCUAUGGGAUCCAUCUGAUAACUACAAGAACAUAAGAACCUUGCCAGGUCAUGAUCACAGUGUCUCCUCGGUGAGAUUCAUCCCAUCUGGCGCGGCAGGCUCGCCUAUGUCGGGGAAUCUAUUGGUCUCCGCAUCACGAGAUAAGACUUUGCGGAUAUGGGAUGUAACGACCGGAUAUUGUGUGAAGACAUUGUCAGGACAUGUGGACUGGGUACGAGCCGUUGCGCCAUCUCUCGACGGAAGGUUCCUCUUCGCCGCGGGCGAUGACCGGAUUCCUCGCUUGUGGGAUCUAUCAUCUGCGGAAACCAAAUCGACAUUCCUCGGGCACGAACAUGUCAUUGAAUGUGUUGCUAUUGCUCCUGCUGCCAGCUAUCCACAUCUUGCGGUUCUUUCCGGCUUGAAGAAACCGCCGCCGGUUUCCUCGUCAGCUGAAUUUUUCGCCACUGGGUCUCGAGACAAAACUAUCCGGCUAUGGGAUUCACGAGGCAAUCUUAUCAAAACGCUUGUGGGCCAUGACAACUGGGUUCGUGCGCUCGCUUUUCAUCCAGGCGGUAAACAUCUUCUGUCGGUUGCAGACGACAAGACUAUCCGCUGCUGGGAUUUGACCCAGGAAUGCAAGUGCGUCAGGGUCAUCUCUGAUGCUCACGGACAUUUUGUCACAUGCCUCCGAUGGGCGCCACCAUUAAUCAAAGAUGGGGGAGCCAAUGGAGAAUCAGAGACCAAUGGAGCACCGGCGGCCACCGCGACAACAAAUGGUGUCAGACCAGAUCCCAACGCGGCCAACAAGAUCUCGAUCAGAUGCGUCAUUGCCACCGGCAGUGUCGACCGCAAAGUGCGGAUUUUCGCGACCUGA